ACUGAGAUGUGUGUGUGUUCAUGCAAGAAGGUAUUUGUGUGUCAGGAAAUCUGAUACAGGAGAGCAGAGGGGGUCAGUUUUAUGGCUGGGUGUAUGUGUUCUUGCGAUGGAAUGUCUUUGUUUCCUGGGGUGGUAAGACAACAGAGCUGAGGGGAUAGUGUUAGGGGGUUAGUUUUAUUGCAGGGAGAGUGACCUGGUUCCUAUUUUAGCAGGGGUACGUGAAAUGACUUGAGUCAGGUGGUUUGGCUUGGCGCUGUAUAAUAUAUGAACUAUGUGUAUGAAUAUUUAUAUAACAAAAUUCAGAGCGUUUCACUCUGAGCGUUCAGAGCGUACACUGGACGCUGUGGCGGAGGAGUAGGGGUUGAUCCAAGCGUUCUGACCUGACAACGGCAGUCAAACACCCAAGCUAACUGGUAAAGCUGGCUAGCUACUUCUAAACACAAAUGAGAGAACACCUCACUCUGACCACUUUACUCACCAUAGAAGAACUGGUUAGGCUGAUUUCAUGCUUUCUAGAGCAUUGAUGACUGUCACUGUCCUGCUGGCAAUCAUGUAAUUAUGUUUUUUUUUUGCCGACGUUUAAUGACACCGAUCAUAUUCAACUGGCGUUGUCCGUUCAUAAAUUCAUCAGUUAUUCUGCGCUCUGGCACACUCAGACGAGAGUGCUCUGAAAUCGGAGUAGAUAGCCAGAGUGAAUUUUACGAACGCAUCUCUAAUAGUGUUGGAGAGCUUAUUGACAAGGUUCUGUGUGGACAGAAGGGAGUUUGUUUUUUCUUCCCUCUGUGGGAAAGCUGUUGAUAUGAAAUGACAUGGGACACCCAGUUGUUGGAUAUAGCUUAGAUGAAGAUCAGAAGUUGACCUACAGUGAAGAAGUGGUCCCAGCUAUACCUACUGCCAAGGUUUACAAGGUGUGCAGCACUGAUCAUGUCGUUAAUGGACAAGGACUGCCGAUACCACCUGGACACUUUUUUUAUACAAUCCUGUAUUGUUCAAAGAUCAGCAUACCUCCACCUGGGCGAUGGAACUGGAAUGAUGAAACCCAAGCCCUCGAGUUCACCAGUUUUAGUACAUCUGUGGAGGUAAAAGAAAAGAGAAAAAAGACUAAACCUGUCCAUUUUCAAGAUCUUGCCAGCAAGCGUCCAGAGAGGCAAACGCAGUCAUCGGCCAAGAGGGGGGGACAAAUCAGCAGGAAGAUUGUGGGUCCUGCUCAACUCAAUGCCUACAAGUCCUCAGUAAAACGGGGUCAGAGGGACUAUGUGACCAUCGAGGAUGUGAAACAGGUGGCACUCAGUUUGCUGCAGGAGAAUGAUGGACUCCCCAUUCCACUUUGCUUCCUGUCUGUGUUGAAGAGCAGAGAGCUGGAUGAGUUCCUGGCUGCCCUCCUGCUCUACCUGUCCUGUUACUUUGAGAGGAAGUCUCUGGAGAAGAAGCCCAAGCCUCUCAUGGCUGAGCAGAGUAUCACAGAGAAGCAGGUGAUGGCGGAGACCCUUGCUAAGGUGGAGCUGGCCCAGAAGCAGCUGGCCUUCUGCUACUCCAGCCUGGUCCUGGGCCUGGGCCUAUCCCAGCAGCACCACAUGGCCUGUGGCAGGAGCCGUGUGUCAUUGACCUACAAAGACAGGCAGUUGUAUGAGUGUCUGUACAGCUUCUUCUGCUACGUGGCGUGGGUGACGUUCAGUAGGAAGGACCUGAGGGGCAUCCAGGAGGAGGUGGGGCGCCUGCUGCGUUCUGACACCUUCAACCCCGCCCUCAGGACCAGGAUAGAUGCCACAGAGGACAGCCUGGCCCAGGACUCCUCCACCAAAGAGGGACAGACUGAGCCCAAAGUGCACACACAGAGCCACAAUGCCCCAGAGCAAAGGAAGUCCCAGCGUCGUCCGGCCUUGAGUAAGAUGGUGACCCAGCGCUCCCCGGUCAUGGUGUCCCUGCUGCCAUAUCCGCGGGAGGAGGCUCCUCAUCUGUUCUGCCGCUACAGACCCAGGAAGCAGAGCCAGGCCAAGCUGUGUAACCCAGAGACCCUGAUGGAGGAGCUCAAAGAGCAGCUGGCCUCUGUCAGCUUUGGGAUUCUGGGGAAGCCUCUGAGCCAGUUCAGCUGCACCACCCUUAUGCCCCAGGGAGCCAACAACGAAGACGAGGAGGAGGAGGAAGAUGACGAGGAGGAUGACGAUGAUGAAGACUCCGGCGUCCAUGUUCGAAGCAGUAAGAACACCUUUGUGGCUCAGAGACCUGUCGCAUCAGCAGUGGACCAACGCGGCAGCCUCAGCCGCGCCAAUACAGUCAUCUCACGGGCCACCACAGAGGGAGUGUCCUCAGACACAGAGUGAGAGUAUGUGCGCGUCCCCCCAAAAUUUGACCAAUAAAAAAAAGAACAAAAACAUAUAAAAUGAUGUAUUUUUAGUCACCGUGUUUCAUAAUUGGCCUUCAAUUCGCAUGUGGCUGAAUGUAUCUCACCAGAGAAAGCAUCCGAUCGAGCGAAACGGCACCCCUCUGUCUCAGUAUAUGUAGCCCAUCUAUCUGAUGCUGUCUGACCAAAAAGAGUAUGCCAUUGUUGCUGCCCGUAGCAUUGAAUUUAAUAGCAAGGGAAGCUAGCAAUAAUUUUUCCUCCCUUGAUAAUGUUUAAAUAAAAAAAUAACCAAUCAGCAUUGAGCUAAACUGUGUGAGCUCAAUUGUGAAUGGUCCUGGUGCACCAAAAAAAGUGUCAAUGGAAGCUAGUUUGGAUGUGACUUCACACCAAUCACAUUGCAUCAAAACCAUUGACGAAAAAAGGUGCAUUUUUGCAUCUCGUUGUGUCGUUGUCCUCCGGUGGCUAAAAUCGACCCGUUUAUAAAUGAGCUUGGAUGAAGAAAAGGAAAAAUUAGAUGGAGAUAAGGAUUUGGACUUGUGGACUUACUGUACCGGCCAGCGAUUAUAACGGUGAUUCAGAGCCAACCAUAAAUUCAUACAUUGUGCUCCUGGCCUGAGAGGGUGGAAGUUCAAUAUGUAGCUAGAUGUUGUAGGCUAACGUUAACUAGCUGGCUCAUCAUUGCCCUUUAAAUUAAGUUAGGCUAGCUGGCAAGCCUUUUAGCCAUGUAGCCUAAUCGAGGACAACAAAAACUAAAAGUGUGUAGGCUACUGUAUGACAGAGAGGAGGAUUGCAUUGGCGUUCCUCUACAAGUAAGCUCAUCACCGAGCUCGGGACCCUGGGACUGAACACCUCCCUCUGCAAUUGGAUCCUGGCCGGCCCCAGCUGGUGAGGGUAAGCAACAACACCUCUGUCACACUGACCCCUCUACAUGGGGUCCCCUCGGGAUGUGUGCUUAGUCACCUCCCUGUUCAACCACGACUGAGUGGCCACGCACGAUUCCAACACCAUCAUCAGGUUUGCUGACAACAUGACGGUGGUAGGCCUGACUACCGAUGGCGAUUAGACAGCCUACAGAGAGGAGGUCAGAAAUGUCCACAUCAGUAAGGACUUAACAUAUUCCACAGACAGACACACGUUCGUGAACAGGGCAUGACAGUGCCGCUUCACCUCAGGAGGCUGCAAAGAGAUCUUGACUGGCUGCAUCACCACUUGGUAUGGCGAUGCAUCAUUCUCGACCGCAAAGCACUACAGCGGGUGGUUCGGACAGCCCAGUAAAUCACCAAGGCCCAGCUCCCUGCCAUCCAGGACAUCUAUAUCAGGCAGCAAGGAAGGCCUGAAAAAUUGCCAAAGACUUCAGCCACCCAAGCCACAGACUGUUCACUCUGCUACGGUCCGGGCAAACGGUACCGGAGCAUUGGCUCUCGGACCAACAGACUCCGAGAUAGCUUCUACCCCCAAGCCAUAAGACUGCUAAAUAGCCAUAAAACUGCUAAGUAGUUCAUUAAUUAGUCAAACAGACUAUCUGCAUUGAUCCUGUCUUGCACUGGCUCUAUGCACACUAACAAUACUUUAUACAGUGCUUUCUGAAAGAAUUCACACCGUUUUUCCACGUUUUGUUGUGUUACAAAGUGCGAUUAAAAUGUAAUUAAAUGUCAUUUUUUAUGUUAAAGAUCUACACAAAGUACUUGAAUGUCAAAGUGAAAGAUCAAGAUGAGAAAUAAAACACUUAUCUUGAUUCGAUAAGUGUUUAACCCGUUGACUGAAUACAUGUUAGAAUCACCUUUGGCAGUGAUUCCAACUGUGAGUGUUUCUGGGUAAGUCUCUAAGAGCUUUGCACACCUGGAUUGUACAAUAUUGGUCUAUUCUUCUUUUGACAAUUCCUCAAGCUCUGAUAAAUUGGUUGUUGAUCAUUACUAGACAACCACUGGGUGUAUUGAUACACCAUCCAAAGUGUAAUUAAUAACUUCACCAUGCUCAAAGGGAUAUUCAAUGUCUGCUUUUUGAUUUGUACCCAUCCACCAAUAGGUGCCCUACUCUGCCAGGCAUUGGAAAACCUUUGUGUCUUUGUGGUUGAAUCUGUGUUUGAAAUUCACUGCUCGACUGAGGGACCUUACAGAUAAUUGUAUGUGUGGGGAACAGAGAUGAGGUAGUCAUUCAAAAAAUAAUGUUAAACAUUAUUGCACACAUACAUAGUGAGUCCAUUAUACAUUACAUUUACAUUUUACAUUUAAGUCAUUUAGCAGACGCUCUUAUCCAGAGCGACUUACAAAUUGGUGCUUUCACCUUAUGACAUCCAGUGGAACAGCCACUUUACAAUAGUGCAUCU
This is a messenger RNA of Oncorhynchus nerka (sockeye salmon), 4667 nucleotides long. RefSeq names its product protein phosphatase 1 regulatory subunit 36. Gene Ontology annotation, biological process: negative regulation of phosphatase activity. Bases 810 to 2321 code for a protein of 503 amino acids. The transcript is spliced from 14 exons. The record is from RefSeq and is a predicted model, not a curated record. Gene Ontology annotation, molecular function: phosphatase binding. Lineage: Eukaryota; Metazoa; Chordata; Actinopteri; Salmoniformes; Salmonidae.